This is a messenger RNA of Geodia barretti, 1901 nucleotides long. NCBI's taxonomy places the organism in Eukaryota, Metazoa, Porifera, Demospongiae, Tetractinellida, Geodiidae. The record is from the annotation of a GenBank genome assembly.
AGCUAGUAAAAGGGAACGCGCGUUUCCCGAUCUCACAUCAGUCGACGCCAACCGUCCUUAGUAUCUAAUCCCCCUCUUCCUCCUCGCGUCUACUCGUUCAGAUCGCGUCCCCUCACCGACUAACAGAGCGAUGGAUGUCCAAGGUUCUCGGCUUUGCCGAUAGCACCCCGCCCGCAGGACCAGCAGGCCCAGCGCCGCUACCGAGCGCCGCAUUCGGCUGCUCGAGAGAGAGAGAGAGGUGAAGGACGCCUAUCUUCGCAGACUUGAAAUGAUUGGAUCCAGGAUUGCCUACUGCAAGUACCUGUGACAGCGCCACGCAAUACGAUAUCAAACACCCAGCCAAGAAAAGCCUUGGGACUUAGCUAUUUAUUCUUCUGCUGUAAAGAUGCACGAGAAAAGGAGAGGACGAGGCUUGGCCACGGCCUUCACGGCGGGAGGCCUCAGCGCCACUUGCUCCACUCUCAUGUUCCAACCCCUCGACCUCGUCAAGACCAGGAUGCAAAUGCGCGCCCUGGCCGCUCCACUCUGCCUGGCAACGGUGCAGGGUGGGCCGGCUUCGGCGGGGAUGGUCAGCACUUUUGUCCACGUCGUUCAGAAAGAGAACUUCACCGGUCUCUGGAGAGGGACCUCUCCGAGUCUGCAGAGGUCCAUUCCAGGGAUCGGUCUUUACUUUACCUCCCUCACUUUCCUCAAGUCACAACUUGGAAAGUCAGACAAGGAUCUUGCCCCUCUGGAAGCCCUAUCAAUCGGGGUGACAGCAAGGUCGUUCACGGCAGCCUGCUCAACCCCCUUGACCAUCGUUAAGACCAGAUUUGAGAGUGGAAGGUUCCAGUAUCGCAGUGUCCUUGAAGCCCUGACCACCAUUGCCACCACAGAAGGCCCUAGAGGUCUAUUUCGAGGGCUGUCUGCUACACUGGCCCGUGAUGCUCCAUUCUCUGGUCUAUACCUCCUAUUCUACACACAGGCCAAGCAGGUGGCCAUGAGAGCUACUCAGACAGACACGUUGGCCCCCUCCCUCAUGUUCUCCUGUGGAGUAGUUGCAGGACUAGCUUCUUCCAUCAUCACCCAGCCUGCCGAUGUCGUCAAGACCAGCGUCCAGACGGGAACCCUUCCCAACUCCACGGGACUUCUGCCCACGAUCUCUUCCAUCUACCAGACCCGGGGACUGAGAGCCAUGUUUGCUGGGAUCGCACCGCGUGUCACUCGCAGGACUCUCAUGGCCGCCUUCACCUGGGCUUUCUACGAACAGGUACGACCUCCCUCUUACCCACUGUCUCCCUCGCUCCUCUCUUUCAACUUCCCAAACUUUUUCUCAACCUCUUCCCCUUUUCCUCUGUCUCCAAAAAUGAUAUUGAUCUCUCUCUCUCUCUCUGUUUUGCAGAUUUUGCUGCUCGUUGACAGCCGUUUCCACUAGCUCUCUACAAAGAACCAAACGAAAAAUAGUUACUUCAUGAAUCAAAUUGAUUUAUACGACCCUCAACUGCAGUUCUAUUGGCUGACUACCCCACCGGCCAUUUUCACACAUAGUUUGUUUUUGUUUGUGCUCAAUUUUCCAACCGCCUCUCUCAUCUUCUCUACUCUCCUCCUCGGCCUUCUCAUCCUCGCGAAUUCAGUGCUGGUGAUCAUCACAAGCACUAUAACUCAUCUGUCAUAUCAGAUCUAUUAUACAGUGUAUGCAGACCACUUCCUCUCUCUCUCCACCCUCCUCUUCUUGUCUCUCCUCACCUUCCAACUAUUUAUUGUGUUGUAUAUACAACACAUUUUCGUCCUAGACCUUGUCUUUUUCAUCCCUCAUCCAACAUCAAUUCGUUCUCAGAAUUGGACCCCAGGAUUGCAGAAUUAUUUUUGCAAUUUCCAUAACUUUCUGUCAACAUUACAAAUACCGCGCGCGCUAUGUAGCU